Trichechus manatus latirostris (Florida manatee) is the source of this 4754-nucleotide messenger RNA. It is a transcript of the gene TBC1D19, whose product is annotated as TBC1 domain family member 19. NCBI's taxonomy places the organism in Eukaryota, Metazoa, Chordata, Mammalia, Sirenia, Trichechidae. The record is from RefSeq and is a predicted model, not a curated record. The transcript is spliced from 21 exons. The coding region runs from base 109 to 1689 and encodes 526 amino acids.
GUAAUAAGGUCCCGCAGAAGUGUCACUGCCCCAGAGUGGGACCGCGUAGCCCGUUCUCUCCGCGCCGGCGGCCUGUCCCCGCGCUUUGGCGGGCUAGGGCAAGGGGAAAUGUUGCAGGAGGAGUCGGAUCUGUCUCUCAUUAUUGCUCAUAUAGUCCAAAAGCUCAAAGGCUCCAAUUUGUAUGCUCAGCUGGAGCGGCAGGCCUGGACCAGUCUUCAGAGACCUGAGAUUAAACUUGAAUCACUAAAAGAAGAUAUUAAGGAAUUCUUUAAAAUAUCAGGUUGGGAGAAGAAACUUCAGAAUGCUGUUUAUAGUGAACUGAGUGUGUUUCCUUUACCUAGUCAUCCUGCUGCACCUCCUGAACAUCUUAAAGAACCUUUGGUAUACAUGAGGAAAGCACAGGGAAGUUGGGAAAAAAGAAUUUUGAAGAGUUUAAAUAGCAUGUGCACUGAACUCAGUAUUCCACUGGCACGAAAGAGACCAGUUGGAGAACAGAAAGAACUUCUCAAUAAAUGGAAUGAAAUGGGAACUGAUGAACCAGAUUUAAGCCUUUUCAGACCUGUUUAUGCACCUAAGGAUUUUCUUGAGGUAUUAAUUAAUCUUCGCAACCCAAAUUAUGAAAAUGGUGAUUCUCUUAGUUUCAGGACUCAUUUGGGUUUAAUCCAAGUUCCUCUGAAAGUAAAAGACAUCCCUGAAUUGAAAGAAUUCUUCGUAGAACUCAGCUUAAAUACAGGACAACUGGGUAUAGAUGAUUCUACACAAGUGCCUCCUGAACUUUUUGAAAAUGAGCAUGUACGUAUAGGGCAAAAAGUUCUAGAAGAACAAGAUAGUGCUGCUGCUCAACAGUAUAUCAGACAAGGAAGUCCCACAGCACUGAGAGCUGAAUUGUGGACUCUCAUUUUGAAUAUUUCCGGUCAAUCUGAGGAUAUCUUGUAUUAUGAGCAGCUCAAGGCCAAUGUGAUACAACAUGACCUUUUGGUGGACAGUCUAAUAUAUAAAGAUGUGAAGUUGACAGCAAGCAAUGAUGAUUAUUAUUUUGUAUUUGAAGAUUAUUUAUAUCAGGUAUUACUUUGUUUUUCCCGGGAUACAUCCGUGUUGGGUCACUUUGCAUACAACAGUGCCUCACCACCGAAAUCAUACAUAAGAGGAAAACUAGGACUAGAAGAAUAUGCGGUCUUUUAUCCACCAAAUGGUGUGAUUCCUUUUCAUGGAUUCUCAAUGUAUGUUGCGCCACUUUGUUUUCUAUACCAUGAACCUUCCAAAUUGUAUCAGAUAUUCCGUGAGAUGUAUGUGCGUUUUUUCUUCAGACUCCAUUCCAUCUCUUCUCAUCCUUCUGGUAUUGUGUCACUGUGUUUGCUGUUUGAAACUCUUCUUCAAACAUAUCUUCCCCAACUCUUUUAUCAUCUGCGAGAAAUUGGGGCUCAACCACUUCGCAUAUCAUUUAAAUGGAUGGUUCGAGCUUUCUCUGGAUACUUAGCUACGGAUCAACUCUUGCUUUUAUGGGAUAGAAUCUUAGGAUAUAAUUCUUUGGAAAUUCUUGCUGUCCUGGCAGCUGCUGUGUUUGCUUUCCGAGCAGUGAACCUGAUGGAGGUGACAUCACUGGCUGCAGCUGAAGCAGUUCUUGCUGACCUUUCCACUUUAAAAGUUAUGCCUCUUCUUCAAAUUUUUCUGUUUGCUACUGUCACCUGAUCUUCUUCAAGGUCACUGACAACACAUCUAGUUUUUCAUUAGAAACUAAUCAUGAACUAUGCAAACUCUGCAUAAAACCAAAAUUAAACUUUGCAUAUAAGCCAAUAAAGAUCAUGUUCCCUUUGCAGUUAAACCUAAGUAAUUUUUUACUUUUUGAAACAAUAACUGCACACCAAAUAUUGCACUGCAUGCCGCUAAUUUUCAAAAGAGAAGCAAUAGACAUAACUUCUGCUAAAUUACACAUACUGUAUAUAUAAUCCUGGCUUGUAAAAGGCAUGUAAGAAUAUAUGCAAUAAGAACUGAAGAUACUGUAAUAAACUUGAAGAGGUAAUGUAGCUUCUGGGACAGUUCUCUUAUGUCAGUUUGUGAGUUUAUCACUAGAUAAUGUUUUAUUUUGUCUUUAUGAAUUGGUCUUCACUCAGAGCCUCUGGUGGGGUUUGGAGGAUGGGGAGACUUGAGUAAGAUAACACUUUUAAGUAGGAAGUCAAAUGUACUUUGGUGUUUUGGGCAACUUCUCUCACCAGACAUCUUCUAGAUCCCUCUCCAUUUUAUUUCUCCCUUAAAGGUCUCUACUGGUAAGGUCAAAUACAAUUGUCUCCCUAUGAUAAUAGUUUAUUCUUCAUUGUGAAAAAAAUCAGAGAAUUAUGGGGUGAUCCUUUUGAACUUCACAGCCUUCCAUCUCUUGGUUAGAAGACUUGGCACUGCUGAGGUCUGUUGCCAGAUUCUGUUACUUUGGAAGCAUACAAAGAGGAUAGCCUGGGGAAUGAAGGAAAUGACAAAUCAAAACCAAGCCCACCUCGACUGAAGUUUGAUUUAAGGAGAUUUACUGUUAGGGAAGAGCAGCUGAGAGAGACUAGAAGGAGAACUGAAGACAUUAUACAAGGCAUCAGUCUUGUUUUGGUCUUUAUUUAAAGUGACGGGUAUUAUUUUAUGUUAGUUACUAAAGGCCUACCAUUUCUAUAAGAUGUAUUAAUAGUAUGUAAGAAAAAAAGUCCAAAAACUAUUAUCUUUCAAUUUUAGACUCAAAUUUAAGAUAUUGAUAAUUUCAACAAAACUGUAAAUUGAUAGAUCGAUACUCUUAUGGGUUGCCUAGAAUUCUAUUAAGUUUUAUCCAGAUGUAUGUAAUGAGCCUUAUUUAGAGAAUAUAUAUUAGGAAAUGUGUGAGGUUUAGCAUAAGAUUGCAAGGGUGGUGGAGUUUGGUAUAUCUAGUUAUUAAUUUGAGAAUCUAUAGUAUGUGUUUAUAUUUAUCUGGCACUUGUUAACUUACUGAGGACUAAAUAAUUUAUUCUGCUAUUGACUCUUAAACCCGUGUUAUUGCUUUUAAAGGUGAUACAGUUAUAGUCAUAUGCUUCGCCAUUCUGUGUGUGCAAAUGUACAUCCAUCAAGAGGGCAAAGCAUACACCUAGAACUAUUGUCUCCCUUCUUCUCCCACUUUGAGAAAAUGAAAAAAAAUGUUAGGAGGAGAAAGAGUUUUUAAAUGAUUAAGAGUUUUGAAUGAUUAUGUGUACAGAUAUGCCCAUCUUUGACUUUCUUCUUUGGUGGAAUAUUCAUAAGCUUUUUUAGAGGAGACAGUGUAGUAGUCUAGUAGGAAAAACACUAGACUGCGGAGUUCUUUUUCUAGCUAGAAAUCCUUAGAUAAUUUAAUCACUCUUAUCUGUAAUUUUGUGCGGCAAGGGGCAGUAAAAAUUUAUUAUACUUGCUCUGUUUACCUUACAAGGUUGUGUAGGACCAAAUGAGAAAAUAUAUUUGAAAGUAGUUUUUUAAACUGUAAACCGUCAGACAAAUGUAAGAUAUUAUUGGUAAUUAGUUUUAAAUAUGACAUUUUAAGGUCAAGUGGUAGAGGAUAAUAUAUAAAGAAUGCCCAGCCUCAUUAGCGUUGGUAUAAUUUUACUUGAUAAUUUGUUUCUAUGUCUAUAAAAAAAUGAAUGGACCAUGACAUAGCAGAUCCUUUCAUUUGGAACACGUAGCCUCAGCCAGUAGUCCUGAAUCUGAAUCCCAAAGCCAGUGCUGGUAGCUACCGCAAACCCCUCUCUACCAUAUACUGCUCUUGGCCGCUUGUUAAAAUACUGCACUGAAGCCACUCAGGCGGCCUUGCCCAUUCCAGUUAGGAACUUAAUCUCUAACUGUAUCACCUUACCCUACCUCCCGUAGCUUCCUUCCUCCUGCACCCUCCUGAGCCAUUCCCUACAAGCCCAUGACCCUCUCCACAUCUCCUCUGCCAGUGAUCACAAGGAUCUGAGUCACCAGUGAUACUUAUAUAUAAUUAUUCUAUGGCAAUUGGCACUGAUAGUGAAAUAGCUUAAUAGAUGAAUUGUAUUUGGCCCUUCUGGAUUUCAGUUCACCCACUGAUAUAAUGUAAUUCACUCUCCCGCCCUGUAAUAUAACUUUAUAUUAUGGAAGGGUUUAUUGAACUCUUUCUGACAAGAAUGUUUCUGUAAUGCAUCAUUCUGGCUAAUAGAAAUUUCCAGGUUGCCGUAACUGCAUAGCACCCCCUCACACUCAGCGUAUGUUUGCCCAUCCUAUUUCACAGUGAAAAUAAAGACAAUUAGCCUUGAACUUCCUCAGCCUUCCACCUCAAAACUUAGCGUUAUCUCCCAACACUUGUCUUAAGAAGUGUCUAAUCUAUUCCUACAGUUUUCUAAAUACAGAUUUGAUUAUGUCACUUCCAUGCUUAAAAAAUUCAACAACUCCCCAUUGCUUAAAGAAUAAAACCCAGGCUCUGUGAGAUGGCAGGAAGAGUUCUUCACAUCUUGGUCUUUCCAUUGUCAUACUCCCACAGCUGAUCCAUUAUCCUGUACCUCAGCCUUACCAGAUCACAUACUGAUCCAGCCAUGGCCAUGCACUUUUGUCUUUGCCAAAAGGACCUUUCCCAUUUUUCAAGGCCCCACUCAAAAAUCUCCUCUAUUGUGAACAUACCCUGGAGCCUGUGAAUUAGAAUUAAUUAUGCCUUUCGCUUUGUUCUUAUGAAACUGUUCAUUCAUUAGUAUGGUGCUUAUAAUAUUGAGUGAUAGUAUUUUGUCUGCAUGUUCUACAAGUUCUUAAGUCACCAUGUUCUCAAGUCCGUU